Molecule: messenger RNA, 1989 nt
Organism: Podarcis raffonei (Aeolian wall lizard)
Lineage: Eukaryota; Metazoa; Chordata; Lepidosauria; Squamata; Lacertidae
Gene: CRY2
Product: cryptochrome circadian regulator 2
Exons: 12
Coding region: 109-1905 (598 amino acids)
Biological process (GO): negative regulation of DNA-templated transcription; circadian regulation of gene expression; entrainment of circadian clock by photoperiod
Cellular component (GO): nucleus; cytoplasm
Molecular function (GO): DNA binding; FAD binding
Source: RefSeq, a predicted model, not a curated record
GGGAGGGGCCGCGCCAAGUGUGGCGGUUGGGAACCGGGCGGGGCACAGCGCGCCUGACAGACACGGGCGGCGGUUGUGCUUCUUCUGGCGGCUGCGUUGCUUGACGGAAUGGCGACUGCUUUCCCAAUGGGCCCGGGCUCUCGGACCUCGGGCUGCCGCGACGCCCGCACCACCGGCGGCUGCUCCGUGCACUGGUUCCGCCGCGGCUUGCGGCUCCACGACAACCCCGCGCUGCAGGCGGCCAUCCGGGAGGGCGGCCCCGUGCGCUGCAUCUACAUCUUGGACCCCUGGUUCGCGGCCUCCUCGGCUGUGGGCAUCAACCGCUGGCGGUUUUUACUCCAGUCCCUGGAAGAUUUGGAUAACAGUUUACGAAAACUCAACUCUCGCUUGUUUGUAGUAAGAGGGCAGCCUACUGAUGUUUUCCCAAGACUCUUUAAGGAAUGGGGAGUGACACGUCUUACCUUUGAAUAUGACUCUGAGCCCUUUGGAAAAGAGAGAGAUGCAGCUAUAGUGAAGCUGGCUAAAGAAGCUGGAGUAUCAGUGAUAAUGGAGAACUCGCAUACCCUUUACGAUCUGGACAGGAUAAUUGAAUUGAAUGGGCAUAAACCUCCGCUGACGUACAAGCGUUUCCAGGCCAUCAUUAGUCGCAUGGACCUGCCCAAGAAGCCAGUUGCCACAGUUACAAAUCAACAGAUGGAGAUAUGCAGGACUGAGAUCCAAGAAAAUCAUGACGAAACUUAUGGCGUUCCAUCCCUGGAGGAGCUUGGCUUCCCCACUGAGGGUCUUGCUCCAGCUGUUUGGCAAGGAGGAGAGACUGAAGCAUUAACCCGUCUGGAUAAGCAUCUGGAAAGAAAGGCAUGGGUUGCGAAUUACGAGAGGCCAAGGAUGAACGCCAAUUCACUGUUGGCCAGUCCCACAGGGCUCAGCCCCUACCUUCGGUUUGGGUGCUUGUCUUGCCGCUUAUUCUACUACCGGCUCUGGGAACUAUACAGAAAGGUGAAGCGGAAUAGCACUCCACCAUUGUCGUUAUAUGGCCAGUUACUCUGGAGAGAAUUUUUUUAUACAGCUGCCACAAACAAUCCCCAAUUUGACCGUAUGGAGGGGAACCCAAUUUGCAUUCAGAUCCCAUGGGACAGGAAUCCUGAAGCCUUGGCAAAGUGGGCAGAAGGCAAGACAGGCUUCCCCUGGAUUGAUGCUAUCAUGACGCAAUUGAGACAGGAGGGUUGGAUUCAUCACCUGGCCCGGCAUGCUGUAGCCUGCUUUCUGACCAGAGGAGACCUUUGGAUCAGCUGGGAGUCAGGCGUAAGGGUGUUUGAUGAGCUGCUGCUAGAUGCAGAUUUCAGUGUGAAUUCAGGCAGCUGGAUGUGGCUUUCGUGCAGUGCUUUUUUCCAACAGUUCUUCCACUGCUACUGCCCUGUUGGUUUUGGACGUCGAACAGAUCCCAGUGGUGACUUCAUCAGGCGAUAUCUUCCCAAGUUGAAAGGUUUUCCCUCGCGCUACAUCUAUGAGCCAUGGAAUGCUCCUGAGUCGGUGCAGAAGGCAGCAAAAUGUAUCAUUGGGGUAGACUAUCCCAAACCCAUGGUGAACCAUGCAGAGGCCAGCCGAAUGAACAUAGAGCGCAUGAAACAGAUCUACCAGCAGCUCUCACGCUACAGAGGCCUUUGUUUAUUGGCCUCUGUCCCUUCCAGCAUGGAAGACCUCAGCGCCCCCGUCACAGACCCUUCUGCAAGCCAAGGUAGCUGCACAAUGCCAAGGCAGUCACACUAUGGCCAGACAUCUCCAAAACGGAAGCUUAAUGUUGUAGAAGAACACAAUGAAGAGCUGUACAAACGGGCCAAGGUGAUGCCCGCGCAAAUUCCAAAGAACCUACGACAAGAAAUUGUACAUCCCGAAAUGAGAAACUGACAAGGCAAAAGUCAGGUUCUGGAAUAGGCACUUCAGUAGCAGAGAAGGAUUUUUGCCAGAAGGAUCAGAACAUUGACCAACAAC